CCGCCAUUAGAAGAGAACAGAAGUCCGGAUUGACUCGGGGUUCCAGCUGUGUGUGAAUGAAGAAGAGUAAAUGAUGGAUCCUCAGAACUCCAGCAGUGGAGGAGGAGCCUCUGUCCUAAAGAAGAAGAGAGGAGCAUCUCCAGCCCCCAGUGGAGUGUCUAUGAAGAGUGAUCGGUCCAUGGAUCCUCCUCCAAUGUUCAGCAGUGGAGGAGGAAGCUCUGGGUCUCGAACUGAAACCCAGAGAGGAGCAUCUCCAGCCCCCAGUGGAGUGUCUAUGAAGAGUGACCGGUCCAUGGGUCUUCCUCCAAAGUUCAGCAGUGGAGGAGGAAGCUCUGGGUCUCGAACUGAAACCCAGAGAGGAGCUUCUCCAGAACCCAGUGGAGUGUCUAUGAAGAGUGACGCGUCCAUGGGUCAUCCUCAUAACUUCAGUGAUGAAGCCGUGACCUCUGACCCACAAAAGAAGAAGAAAAUAAUAAACAGGGAAAAACUGGAACAAAUAUUCGAGAAGCUGCAGCAGAAGUUUAUCUCUCUAGUGAAAAACGAGCUGAACACAUUCAAGAGACUCCUGAGUUCAGAUUACCCAGCAUGCUCUGAGGGAGAGGUGGAGGAUGAUCAAAGGGAGGGGGUGCUGAAGAUCACACUGCAUAUCCUGAGGAACAUGAAGCAGACAGACCUCGCCAACACACUAGAGAGCCAAUUGGCCCCAGCAUGUCAACAAAAGCUCAAAUCCAAACUGAGGGAAAAAUAUCAGAGAAUUAAUGAAGGAAUCUCAGCUCAGGUAAAGUCAGCACUUCUGAAUGAGAUCUACACAGAGCUCUUCAUCACAGAGGGAGGAGGUGGAGACAUCAAUCAGGAACAUGAGGUGAAGCAGAUUGAAGCUGCAUCCAGGAAAAGGCCAACAGAGGAAAGACCAAUCAAAUGUAACGACAUUUUUAAACCCUUACCAGAACAGAACCAGCCCAUCAAAACUGUACUGACUAAAGGAGUUGCUGGAAUUGGAAAAACAGUCUCAGUGCAGAAGUUCAUUCUGGACUGGACUGUAGGAGAAGUAAAUCAGGAUGUUCUCUUCAUAUUUCCACUUCCUUUUAGAGAACUGAAUCUGAUGAAGGAGACGAAGCUCAGUCUGGUGAAUCUUCUUCAGCGCUUCUUCCCAGAAACACAAGAUUUAAAACCAAGACAUUAUAAGAGCUAUAAGAUCAUGUUCAUCUUUGAUGGUCUGGAUGAGUGUCGACUUCCUCUGGAUUUCCAGAACAAUGAGAACUUGGUGGAAAUAGAAGAGCAAACCUCAGUGGAUGUUCUGCUGACGAACCUCAUCAAGGGGAAUCUGCUUCCCUCUGCUCUCCUCUGGAUCACCUCUCGACCAGCAGCGGUCAGUCAGAUCCCUCCUGAGUGUGUUCACCAGGUAACAGAAGUGCGGGGUUUCAGUGACCCUCAGAAAGAGGAGUACUUCAAGAAGAGGAUCAGGGAUGAGGACCUGGCCAACAAAGUCUUCUCACACAUCAGGUCUUCAAGAAGCCUCUACAUCAUGUGCCACAUACCGGUCUUCUGCUGGAUUACAGCCACUGUUCUAGAGAGAAUGCUGAGUGAAGCUGAGGGUGGAGAAACCCCCAAAACCCUGACGCAGAUGUUCACACGCUUCCUGAUCUUUCAGAUCAAACACAAGAGCCAGAAGUACAGUGGGAAAAGUGAAACUGAUCCUCAGCAGACUAGAGAAAGUAUCCUGGCUCUGGGGAAACUGGCGUUCCAGCAGCUGGAGAAAGGAAACCUGAUUUUCUAUGAGGAAGAUCUAAGAGAGAGUGGCAUCGAUACUAGAGAAGUAUCAGUGUACUCAGGAGUGUGUACCCAGAUCUUCAGACAGGAACAUGAACUGCUGGACCUGGGGAAGGUCUUCAGCUUUGUACAUCUGAGUAUUCAGGAGUUCCUCGCUGCUUUAUAUGCAUUUCUCUAUUUCAACACUAAGGAUCGGAAUAUGCAAACCACAGAACAGCAAACCACUGGACUAUCUGAGCUUUUCAGCAGGAAAUCGAUGAAUGACUUCCUCAGCAGUGCCGUGGAUAAAGCCUUACAGAGUGAGAGUGGACAUCUGGACCUGUUCCUUCGCUUCCUUCUGGGUCUCUCACUGGAGUCUAAUCAGACUCUGUUACGAUUCAUACUGACACAGAAAGAGAAGAGCUCUCACAGCAAUGAGGAAACAGUCAAAUACAUCAAGAAGAAGAUUGAGGAGAACUCAUCUCCAGAGAAAUCCAUCAAUCUGUUCCACUGUCUGAAUGAACUGGAUGAUCAUUCUCUAGUGCAGGAAGUGCAGAAAUACCUGAGUGGAGGUGAUCGUCUUCAUCAGGCCAGACUCUCUCCUGCUCAGUGGUCAGCUCUGGCGUUUGUGUUGGUGAAUUCAGAAGAAGAGCUGAAGGAGUUUAACCUCAGUAAAUAUGAUCCAUCAGAGAAGUGUUUUCUGAGGCUGCUGCCAGUAGUUAAAAUAUCCAAAAGAGCUUUACUAGCUUCAUGUAAUCUUGGAGUAAAGACGUGUGAAAGUCUGGAAUCAGUUUUAAAGCUGGAAAACUCCUCACUGAUAGAACUGGACCUCAGUAACAACAACCUGCAGGAUUCAGGAGUGGAGCUGCUCUCUGCUGGACUGAAGAGUUCACACUGUAAACUGCAGACUCUCAGAUUAGCUUUGUGUAAUCUUCAAUUGAAGAUGUGUGAAACUUUGGCAUCAGUUUUAAAGUUGGAAAACUCCUCCCUGAAAGAGCUGGAUCUCAGUAACAAUGAUCUGCAGGAUUCAGGAGUGGAGCUACUGGAGGAUCCACACUGCUCACUGGAGACACUCAGAAUGGAACAUGGAGGCGAAAUAAGAAUCAAACCUGGAUUAAAGAAAUACGGCUGUGAUUUCACACUGGAUCUAAACACAGUAAACUAUCGUCUCUCUCUGAGUGAGGAGAACAGGAGGGUGGAGUGUGGAGAGGAGCUGCAGUCGUAUCCUGAUCAUCCAGAGAGGUUUGAUGUGUGGUAUCAGCAGGUUCUGAGUAGAGAGGGAGUUACUGGACGCUGUUACUGGGAGGCUGAGUGGAGAGGAAAAGCUGAAGUAGCUCUGAGUUAUAAAACCAUCAGCAGGAAAGGAGACAGAUCAGACUGUUGGUUUGGAGGGAAUAUAAACUCCUGGAGUCUGAGCUGCUCUGAUAACAGUUACUCUGUUCUUCACAAGAACAGAACUGAACUCCCCCCUCCUCCCUCCGGCUGUAGGAGAGUAGGAGUGUAUGUGGACUGUCCCGCCGGCACUCUGUCCUUCUACAGAGUCUCCUCUGAUACACCCUCACACACUCUCACACACUUACACACAUUCUACACCACCUUCACUCAGCCCCUCUAUGCAGGGAUUGGGGUUGGUUUUGGCUCCUCAGUGACUCUGUGUAAAAUAGAAUAACCCUGUGUGUGUGUGUGUGUGUGUGUUUAUCUGUGUGUGUUUCUGUGUAUUGUAUGUGUGUGUAUAGUGUGUGUGUGUGUGUGUGUGUGUAUAGUGUGUGUGUGUGUGUGUGUAUAGUGAGUGUGUGUGUGUGUGUGUAUAGUGAGUGUGUGUGUGUGUGUGUGUGUGUAUAGUGAGUGAGUGAGUGUGUGUGUGUGUGUGUGUAUAGUGAGUGUGUGUGUGUGUGUGUGUAUAGUGAGUGAGUGUGUGUGUAUAGUGAGUGUGUGUGUGUGUGUGUGUGUAUAGUGUGUGUGUGUGUGUGUAUAGUGAGUGUGUGUGUGUGUGUGUGUGUGUAUAGUGAGUGAGUGUGUGUGUAUAGUGAGUGUGUGUGUGUGUGUGUAGUGAGUGUGUGUGUGUGUGUGUGUGUGUGUAUAGUGAGUGUGUGUGUGUGUGUGUGUGUAUAGUGUGUGUGUGUGUGUGUGUAUAGUGAGUGUGUGUGUGUGAUGGCACCAUUGCUGUGGGUUAAAUUUUAAACGUCACUUUUUGUUUUUUUGUUUUUCUCUUUUGCUCUUCUUAAUUUUUUAACCCCUUUGUUUCAUCUAUUCUUUAUCUGUAUAUGAUAAACUGUAUUUUACAUUCUUUCAAUAAUAAAUAUAUAUAAUCACAAAAAAGUCCUUAUUCCUUUAUCAUUCAGCACACUGUUAGUGAUUAU
Messenger RNA from Astyanax mexicanus (Mexican tetra), 4109 nucleotides. Its product is annotated as NACHT, LRR and PYD domains-containing protein 12. Bases 71 to 3418 code for a protein of 1115 amino acids. The record is from RefSeq and is a predicted model, not a curated record. The transcript has 14 exons. Lineage: Eukaryota; Metazoa; Chordata; Actinopteri; Characiformes; Acestrorhamphidae. Gene Ontology annotation, molecular function: protein binding.